This is a messenger RNA of Haplochromis burtoni (Burton's mouthbrooder), 2428 nucleotides long. It is a transcript of the gene glb1, whose product is annotated as galactosidase, beta 1. NCBI's taxonomy places the organism in Eukaryota, Metazoa, Chordata, Actinopteri, Cichliformes, Cichlidae. Gene Ontology annotation, cellular component: vacuole. Gene Ontology annotation, molecular function: beta-galactosidase activity. The record is from RefSeq and is a predicted model, not a curated record. Gene Ontology annotation, biological process: carbohydrate metabolic process. Bases 158 to 2113 code for a protein of 651 amino acids. The transcript is spliced from 16 exons.
CUUCCGCGAGCCCAAAUGAAACGACUCACGCGCAGUAGAUCCAGGGACGUAAGGUCUGUCGCCGACCGUGUUCAGAUAAAUUCUGCAUGUUUUGGUAACUUUGGAUGCGCUCCGAGCCUGAAACAGAGCAGCAGGACUCUUGAGAAGACUCGUAAUCAUGUUGGUGCUCAGAACUGGCAGCGUGCUGCUUCUGCUGAUGCUCUUUGGACGAUCACUCGGGGAAUCUCCUUCAUUCACUGUGGACUACCAGCAUGACUGCUUCCGUAAAGAUGGGGAGAGGUUUCAAUACAUAUCAGGAAGUAUCCAUUAUAACAGGAUACCCAGAGUCUACUGGAAAGAUCGGCUGCUCAAGAUGUACAUGGCAGGCCUGAACGCCAUCCAGACGUACGUUCCCUGGAACUACCAUGAAGCGCUUCCAGGCUUGUACAACUUCAGUGGAGACAGAGAUUUGGAGCAUUUCCUUAAGCUGGCGCAGGACAUCGGUUUGCUGGUCAUCCUCCGGCCAGGACCCUACAUAUGUGCAGAGUGGGACAUGGGUGGUCUGCCUGCCUGGCUUCUCAAAAAGAAAGACAUCGUACUGCGCUCUACAGAUUCAGACUACAUCGCAGCAGUGGAUAAAUGGAUGGGGAAGUUGCUGCCUAUGAUAAAGCCGUAUCUCUAUCAGAAUGGUGGUCCGAUCAUCACUGUUCAGGUGGAGAAUGAAUACGGCAGUUACUUUGCCUGUGACUACAACUACAUGCGUCACCUGUCCAAGCUGUUCCGCUCUUACCUGGGUGAUGAGGUGGUGCUGUUCACUACAGAUGGGGCUGGGCUGGGCUACCUCAAGUGUGGCUCAAUACAAGACCUCUAUGCCACUGUGGAUUUUGGGCCGGGUGCUAAUGUUACUGCUGCCUUUAAAGCACAGAGACAAGUUCAACCUCACGGGCCUUUGGUGAACUCUGAAUUUUACACUGGAUGGCUGGACCACUGGGGAUCACAUCACUCGGUUGUAUCGCCCACUCGAGUGGCUAAGGUCCUCAGCGAGAUGCUGCUCAUGGGAGCAAACGUCAACUUGUACAUGUUCAUAGGAGGAACCAACUUUGGAUACUGGAAUGGGGCCAAUAUGCCAUACGCUGCACAGCCUACAAGCUAUGACUACGAUGCUCCGCUCACAGAAGCCGGAGACCUCACAGAGAAAUAUUUUGCCAUCCGAGAGGUGAUCAAAAUGUACAGUAAGGUACCAGAAGGGCCGAUACCACCAACAACUCCAAAGUAUGCGUAUGGUGCCGUAACAAUGAAGAAGCUCCAGACCGUGUCGGAUGCCCUAGACGUACUAUCCCUCUCUGGCCCUGUCAGAAGCAUCCAUCCUCAGACUUUCAUCGACUUGAAUCAGGCUUUUGGUUUUAUGCUCUAUAGGACCAUCCUGCCCAUGGACUGCACCACACCAACUCCACUGUCAUCUCCACUGAAUGGGGUCCAUGACAGAGCAUACGUGUCAGUGGACGGGCUGGCUGUAGGAAUUCUUGAAAGGGAUAAAGUCUUAAGCAUCAAUGUAACCGGGAAGGCUCGAAGUCAGGUGGACAUACUGGUGGAGAACAUGGGCCGAGUAAACUACGGAAAACAGAUCAACGAUUUUAAGGGCUUGGUGUCUAAUCUGACCCUGGGGGCGGACCUUCUCACCGACUGGACCAUGUACAGUCUCAGUAUUGAUGAAGCAGUCAUGAAGGGCCUCCUCGGAGAAAAAGAGCCUGCACUUUUUGAUCCACCUCAGCCAGCUGAUCUCUCCCCUCCAGCUUUCUAUGGGGGAAGCUUCGUGAUACCCGACGGGAUCCCAGACCUCCCUCAGGACACCUACAUCAAGCUGAGCAGUUGGAGAAAGGGACAGAUCUGGAUAAACGGCUUUAAUGUAGGACGUUACUGGCCGACUCGAGGGCCUCAGAUGACACUUUUUGUCCCUGCUAACAUCCUCAGUACAGCUGCACCAAACAAUGUGACCGUCCUGGAGCUUGAAGGGGCUCUCUGCGGCUCUAAAGCGUGCACUGUGGAGUUCACCAACACCCCCAUCCUCAAUGCAACAGUCCAGUCUGACUACAAACAGCACAGGAGGCUGUUUGUUAAAGAGGAUUUACUGUGACGAUAAGAAAACUCUCCGCUGCACAAAAGGGAUCUAUUUGCACAUUUAGACUCAUUGAUUUAGCACUUGUUGGGUCACCUCAACAAUCUUUCUUUUUUUUUUUAAACUAUGAAAAGUGGUUAAAUUUGGGAAAUAAUAUCAAUGAUGUGUGUUUUUGUGCAUUUUGCUGAAUUAUUUUAGCCUGUUUUUUAUCAGCACAUUAACUUCGGGUUUCUCUACCUCACUGAUUCCACAUGAUUCCAAAUUCACAGACUUUUUUUCCUCUUCAAAAAGGGAAUGAAGUGAAAGCCACUGAAAGCUGUUUUUUUUUUUUUU